Sitodiplosis mosellana (orange wheat blossom midge) is the source of this 924-nucleotide messenger RNA. RefSeq names its product non-canonical poly(A) RNA polymerase protein Trf4-1-like. Bases 1 to 924 code for a protein of 307 amino acids. Gene Ontology annotation, cellular component: nucleolus; TRAMP complex. Gene Ontology annotation, biological process: RNA 3'-end processing. Gene Ontology annotation, molecular function: poly(A) RNA polymerase activity; mRNA binding. NCBI's taxonomy places the organism in Eukaryota, Metazoa, Arthropoda, Insecta, Diptera, Cecidomyiidae. The record is from RefSeq and is a predicted model, not a curated record. The transcript is spliced from 2 exons.
AUGCAACUAACGCCAGUCGAACGUGCACUACGAACAAGAGUCAUCGAUCGGAUAGAGUCUUUGGUGCAACAAGUAUGGCCCAAUGCAGAAGUGAAAUUAAUUGGUAGCAACGUUUUAGGGCUAGCGUUACCAAACAGCGAUAUUGAUGUGAUGAUUGUAAAUGCUUCGGGACCCUCGCCAAUACAUCAACUAGCUGAUAAACUGAUGGCCAGUGACAUUGUCGAACCCAAUUCGAUUCAAGUCAGAGACACCCUAAGAGUACCAAUUAUUGAGUUUACGGACGACGAAAGCAAAAUCGACAUUGAUAUACCAUUGCAUGAUGCAGCUACAUUGAAAAAGGCCGCACAAAUCAAAGAAUAUCAACGCAAAUAUCCCGUUUUAUCGAAAUUGGUUCUAGUUUUGAAGCAAUAUAUGAAACUACGUGGUGUCAAUGAUGUGUUCACAGGCGGAAUAUCAUCACAUCCAUUGACAUUAAUGUGCAUCAAUUUCCUUCAAAUGCAUCCAACGUACAGAGCUGACGAAAAUCCAAAUUUGGGUGAAUUGCUCUUGGACUUUUUCGAAUUAUAUGGUAAAAAGUUCGAUUAUGAAAAUUAUGGGCUCACCAUAAGGAAUGGAGGUCAAUAUUUACCAAGAAAGGAGCUACCAUGUGGAAUAUUCAAUGGACAUUACCAGUUAUUUUGCAUUGAAGAUCCAUUGGUAUGGGUGAAUGCUUGUGAUGACGCAUAUCGUGCAUCAGAUGUGCGACAGGCGUUUAACGAUGCCUAUAACAUCCUGUCAUCGGCCAUUUCUGCCAAUACUCGAACUAGCACAAGCGAAUGUGCAGAUAACACCAUAUUGGGCCGAAUUAUUCAUGUUACGAAUGAUUUGAUUUCGUUCCGAAACUGGGUUCGAAACAACUUUGAACAUCUUCUGAAGAAAAAUUGA